AUGACAAAACUCUCUCCUAAAGAGGUUUCCCUUUACUUGUUACUUCUACCACCAGUUUGUUUUCUCGCUACAGCUGCCCUGCAACAGUUACGGGCCGUCGAGGAAUCUCUAUUACCUUUCUUGUAUUACCAUUUCAGAGCAAGGGAUAUACCGUUUAUAAUGGUUGGCAUUGUGUUUAUUUGGGCAUAUGUGAUUACGGCCUCCCUCAGUGUCAUUGCACAGUCAUUUGGAGUAAAGAAUGGCUAUGAUAAUAAUGAACCGCGAGCCUACAGAUCAUCGGUCAAAGGGGCAUUGGCAAGAAUGAUAGCUGCUCAUCAAGUAGCUCUGGAGAAUGCUCCAGCAUUCUUCGCCGCAGUAAUUAUCGCGUCAGCUAACAAGGUGCCUUUGAAAUACAGAACUAG
This is a messenger RNA of Acaulospora colombiana, 401 nucleotides long. The record is from the annotation of a GenBank genome assembly. NCBI's taxonomy places the organism in Eukaryota, Fungi, Glomeromycota, Glomeromycetes, Diversisporales, Acaulosporaceae.